UGCAACAUCGUCAACUCGUCCGGCUUUUGGACCCGGGUGCCGGAGGGAGUCGGAAUAAACUUGAGCGCAACUGAGCUAAAAGGAAUGGAAAGUAAAAACUCUCACAUGUUCCGUGUGGAGAGUGGCCCCGGGGGCCUUGUGGGAUGAGGUUGCCGUGGCUCAGGCAUCAAAGCAAGCCGCAGAACCGAUACACUGCGCCGUGAUGUUUCAUCACUAGGAACUCCGAAAGCAGAGAGAUCGCUAUCGUAUGCGCCGACUGGAGCCAUGGAUUUGGAGCGACAGAAGCGAAGGGAGGAAAUCCAGAAAGCGCUGGGAUUCAUUCAGUCAUCCUUGCCGUACCCUGAACCAGAAGGUUAUGAGGCGUUUCUGACCCAGCUGGUGUGUAACCUCCUGGAUGAGGGCAACACAGUUUUCCGUGAGGGGGACUGGAGGCAGGCGACGGUGCAGUACAGCGAAGGUGUGAACGUGGCACGCUACGCCCAGGCGGAGGCCCUGCUGAUCCCUGCGGCCUUGCUGGAGAGCCUCUACGUCAACAGGGCCGCGGCGUAUUACAGUCUGGGGGAAUACGAGCAUGCCAUGCAGGACUGCAACAGCACACUGGCCGUGUCGGAGGGGAGCCGCAAGGCACUCUACCGGAAGGCUCUGUGUCUGCGGGAGCUGGGCCGUCUGCGGGAAGCCUACGAAUCCAGCAUGGGGUGCCUGCUGACCGCCCCUCAUCAGUGGCCUCGCCAUGCUUCUCUGCUGCCGUUUUACCCUGUCUGUGCUCCCUGCGGGACUCCUCUCCAUUCAUCAGAGGUGCAGGAGCACCAGGAGUGCAAGUACGGGGAGAACUGCACCUUCGCCUACUGCCAGGAGGAGAUCGACGUGUGGACGCAGGAGCGGAAGGGCGCCCUGAGCCGGGAGCUGCUGUUCGACCCGCUGGGCAGCACCGAGAGGCGGGCACUGAGCGUCACGCGGCUGCUGCAGCAGCACAUGGGCAUGUUUAUGUUCCUCUGUGAGGAGUGUUUUGACAGUAAGCCCCGGAUCAUUAGCAAGCGCAGCAAGGAAAACCUGGCUGUCUGCUCCAACCUCACGGCCCGGCAUCCCUUUGAUGACAACAAGUGCCUGGUGCACGUGGUACGUUCAGCUCACGUGCGCUACUGCAAGGUGCGGCCGCUGCACCCGCUCUGCCAGUUCGACGUGUGCCGCCACGAGGUGCGCUACGGCUGCCAGCGCGAGGACAGCUGCUCCUUCGCCCACUCCGUCAUCGAGCUCAAGUGCUGGGUGCUGCAGCAGGACACUGGAAUCACCCAUGAAGAGAUGGUACAGGAGUCCAAGAGGCACUGGCACAGGCUGGAGCGGAACGCACAGCGCCAGAAGCCUGUGCACAACCCACACCCCAGCAGCGGAGGAGGUAGAGGCGAUGGUAUCAGUGGUGGAGGAGGAGGUGGUGGAGGUGGAGUUGGCGGGGGGAAAGGUAGAGGGCUAAAUCUGAAGAUGAAGUUUGUGUGCGGGCAGUGCUGGAGAGACGGCCAGGUCAACGAACCGGACAAGGCGCUGAAGUACUGUACGGCCAAGGCCCGUCACAGUUGGACGAAGGAGCGCCGGGUACUGCUGGUCAAGUCAUUCGACAAGAAGAAGUGGGUGGUGGUUCGACCGCUGCCGUUUUCACGCACCUACCCUCAGCAGUACGACAUGUGCGUCCACGUCAUGAAGCAGAAGAAGUGCCACUACAUCGGGAACUGCUCCUUCGCCCACAGCCUGGAGGAGAGGGACGUCUGGACCUACAUGAAGAACAACAGCCUGAGGGACAUGCAGCAGAUGUACGACAUGUGGCUGGCGCUGACCAAUCAGAACAGACGGCCCGACGGCACUGUGCUGACCCCGCCCCCAGAGGAGAAGCAGAUCUCCAUGCCGACCGACUACGCUGAGCCAAUGAGCGGCUUCCACUGCCGCCUGUGCGGGAAGCACAGCAACAGCGAGCGUCAGUGGCAGCAGCACAUCUCCUCGGAGAAGCACAAGGACCGAGUGUUCAGCUGCGAGGCCGAGGCCGAGGCCGAAGGCGGGGCUGAGGACGAGGACGAGGGCCUGGCCUGGAGUCACCGCUUCCCUGGGCCGCACUUCCUGCUCUGCCCCAGGCUGGAUGGUGCCUGUCCAGACGGCGUGAGCUGCGACUACGCCCACAGCGAGGAGGAGCUGGCCGAGUGGAGAGAGAGGCGGGACUUCCUGCGGCGCAAACUGUCCAAGGCCCGUGACGACAUGCUGAUCGCGCCCGGCGACUGUGACUUUGGGAAGUACAACUUCCUGCUGCAAGACUGAGGCAAUGCCUGAAAAAAGAGACACACACACACACACACACACACACACACACACACACACACACACACACACACACUGCAGACAUGGAGAGUGGGCAGGCAGUAGAUAUUCACAUGUACACACACCGAAUUAAGUUUGACUACACCGUCUGCACACAUACAUUCUGGGCAUUUUUAUUUCUUCUCCCGCACGCCCUCUGGCUGUGGUUCUCUUGGUUCUACCCCACAAACCCAGUGACAGGCAGAACCCAGAAGCCACACUGAUACCCAGCAACCCCCCCCCCCCAUUUCAUAAAAUGCCCAGCUUUCUCUGAGUAUUAGCAUAGUCUGGCCACCCCCUUCCUCCCCUCUUGUGCUACAGGCACGGUGGUCGACUGCAAAGAACCUCAAAGCAGAGAGGAGCGCGAUUAAUUUUUUUGUUUGUUUUAAAGCUGAUCUUUGGGUAACUUGGUCCUCUGUGGGAUUCUGCCUCCCUUAAGCUUUUGAAUGGGUGGGACGUUCAUCCGGCAGUUUUGCUUAUUGAUGGAGGAGCUAAUUUUCUAACUACUAAAGCACAUUGGAAGGAGGUGGGGCCGUCCUGCUGCAUGGAACGGACCACAGCUUUUGUAAUGUUUUAUGAUUCUUUACCUGAUAACGAACAAGUCAUGCUGAAAGUUUUAUGUAGCAGUUAACGGUGAUCUAUAUAGACAGUAACAUACAGUGAGCUGGAGAUUGGAAGGGAAAAAAACUGCAAAUUGCGACGGACUGCAGAACAGCAUCGCAGGCCGUGACGAUGGGUGCGGUGUGACCUGAUUGGAUAGUGACAGUGGCCUGCCCUACAGAAAGUGUGUGAAGAAUGAGUCUGAUUCGGGGGGGGGACUCCUAUUGGGGGAAUAGGAACAGAGGCGGCGCUCAAUAGGCUAUAAGCCCCUCAAACCCAGCCUUAGAAACGUACCGUCUCAUGCAGCGGAAGGGGCUUUGGCUUCAAUGUGGGUGGGGGCGGGGAUAUGCAAAUAUCGACCUCUAGCUAUUCGGCACACAGGAGCCAAUGGGCUGCCCCGCAAGCAGCCCGCUGUGGAGGAUGGUGCAAGAGAGGUGGGUUAUGGGUACCCGUGAUGUUCCCGUAUGUAUAAGUACACAUCCAUAAAAUGCAAUGCUGUAAUGUACAUCGCUAAUAUCAAGUCACAUCCUUCCACAUGCUCGCCAAGAACAUAUAUAUAUAUUUUUAUAUAGAUGUAUGUCUAUAUACUUAAGCAUAAUACAAGCAUAUAAAUAUUUACAGAAUCAGUAUACUAAUGAUAUUUGAUAUCUUGGCCAUAAAGCUUAAUGAAGGUAUAACGAUUAAUCCUGUAUUGAUUACGUAGUACCUCUUGUUAUUGAGCUGUGCUAUAUUAACUGUAUCGCUAAAUUAGAUUUAUUAAUAAUUGUGCUUCUGUGGGGGUCAUUCCAGAAACUGGUUUUGAUGAUUUGAUGUUGUGUCACUGACCUUACUAUCAUGGCUGGUAGGAUUAAGCUGAAGGAGGAAAGGGACUGUCAACUUCUGUAAGGGGUGUAUGUUUCUGCCCUGAAGGAGGGGCAAAAAUUUGGUUAGAUGCAGCCAAAGAAAAUGAAAGAAUAUCAUGCGGAUGCAGCUUCAGCUUGUGGCUGGGAGCCAACCCUGAAUCACUAUAACACGGACCUAUAGUCAUUUUUGAUACAUUCUUAGCUGUUCGACUCUCCCCCAUUACUGGGGUUAAUGGAACAGGCCGCAAUAUGGCAAAUCAGGUCUUGAAGGGAAUGAUACAUUAAGGAAUCUGUCUAUCACCAGCGAACCAAUUAGAGUUGUGUAUAUAAAGAAGAGGCAGAGCCUUUUCUGGAAUGGCCCAGAUAUAUGCUUCAUUGAGGGACCUUAUUACUAUUAUAAUUACAAUUAUGCGAUUGCUGUUACAAUUUCUGUUCUAUUAUAUGUUCUCUGGAAUUGAUAUGUAUACAUUAAUUGUCAUAACUCUAUAUGUAUCAAUGUAUGAGUAUAAAUUUAUAGAGUAAAUAGAUGUUUAUGUAUGCGCAUGUUAAAAUUUUCUGUCAAGGAAGGCAGGCAAAGUGAGAUGCUGUGUUGAAGAUUAAGACGCUGAAGGGCAGUUUUAGGUGCAAAGUUUCUGUUGUCUUUAUUAUUUUUUAAAUUUUUGCAGAACUGUGAGGUGGUAGGAGCCAGUGCAGGUGCGGGGGGGGGGGGUAAUGCUUAAGUGAAGUGAUGCCGAGGUUUCGGCAUCAGGUGAGAGGUGUGAGUAAUGAGCCCCACCGCCCCCCCCUUCCAAAGAGUAUCCCGUGGAGCAGCUGUCCCUCAAAGGCUGGGACAUGAGCUGUACAAACCAGCAGGCUUACUGGAGUUUGAGGGGGUCGGUUGUCACAUGAAUGACAUGGUAAUCGAAGCAUGCAAAUAGUUCUUUACAGAAAACUGCACUGGUCCACUUUGCUAAAAGCCCCAGCAUAGCAGUGUGGUGAUUAUAUAAGAUUUGCUCCUGUGGGACUUUGUACUGUCGAGUUGCUGUGUAAAGGGCCAAGGCAUACAUAGAUAUUUAUUUCAAACUGUAUAGCGCCUUAUACAAUCUAUAUAGAUGCAAAUAUAUAUACCCUAAACACAUAAUCCUCUUUUCCUCUAUAUAUAAAUUAUAUAGACUUACUUGGGUACAUGAAUAAGAUGUGAUGAUGCUUUGAUUUUCCCUUGAAUGAUGUUAAUGGGUGGAAGUCUGACAAUGUAUGACCUAUGGAAUUUUAUUGCCCAGACUUGUUAAUAAUGAAUACGGGUUAUGUUCUUUGGCUGUGGCUAAUGGAUGUUCUGUGCAGUCUUCUAGGAGCCAUCAUUCUAAUAGUGGACUGUAGCCUGCACAAAGACGGUCCACAAUUAUCUAUUAGGCAUGUGGGAUUGUACAAUCCCGAGGGUCACUUCUGCAAAAAAAAAAGUGUAAUUUGCCAUGCAGUGUCUUUAACCUCAGCCUUGGAUGGGUGCAUGGAUGCUUUGGUAAGAAGGAUGUUUGACCGAAGAUAGUCAGGGCUUGUAGGAUUUCCCAUCGUGUUGGUGGUAAAUGUUUGUCUGCUGGCUCAAGUGCAGGAUUUCAAAGAAAGAGCAGAUCUUUGUGUAUGUGCUUGUGUGCAUUGAACGACUGACACAUUUUGGGAUCACAGUCCUUCCUCUAGGGCUGAUGGCACGUAAAACGAUGCCUUUUACAUUCGUACUUUGACUUCCCAGAGCUUUACGCUCCUCAGAUGAAGGUCUGUAGGUUAACCAACCAAUGCACACACUGAUCAACUCAAUUUCGAUGUUCUUUUGUGUUGUUUAAAGUCUGGAGAAUGAGUAUGAACAAGGAGUUCACCAGCUGAAAUGAAGAAGCCCACCUUUUUAUUGUACUGUAUUUUUAAACCCCCUCUCCUUCUCUCCCUGGAUGAAAAUAAGUAAAUGACCAUGGACCAAAUCUUAUGAAAAUGUUUUAACAAUAAAGACACUGUUUUUGAAAAUGUGA
Molecule: messenger RNA, 5773 nt
Organism: Paramormyrops kingsleyae
Lineage: Eukaryota; Metazoa; Chordata; Actinopteri; Osteoglossiformes; Mormyridae
Source: RefSeq, a predicted model, not a curated record